UAAAAACCUUAAUUAUCAGUAUUUUUAGUUUUUAAAAUCUAAAAACUCCAAAACCACUUCUCAUUACCUUAGAUGAAAGGUGAAUGUACUAAAAUUGAAUAUUGGUGAGUCGGGUAUGAGAUACCUAAUUUUCGGGUAAUUUUGUACAGUCAGAACCACAGAAAAGAGAAAAAUGAAAUGCAAAACAAAAUUUUAGAAAACAAAAACUCAAAAUCUCACUCUUGAAAAAAUGAAAUCUUUAAUAACAGAAACAUGACAUGGAUCACAUAUUCUCAUAAUGGUAGUGGAUGAACAAGAGAAAUAUGUCAAUAUAUAGUCUUAUAAUAUUAAAUUUGGUUUUCCUAUUUAUUCGUGUCUUGAAAAAUAAUAUAACCAACCGUCAUUUAAUCAUCUUUUGGGAAAAUCCCAUAUAAAUACCCGAACUCGUCGAAAUGUGUCAAAUAAGUAACCCAACUUAUAAUUAUGUCAAAUCAGUACCUCAACUACUAUAUUGUGACAUAUUAGUACCCGAACUCGUAAAAUUGAUGUCAAUUCUCAAUUUUAUGCCUAACGACGUUUAUUGUCAUGUUUUCCGUUAAUUCCGUGUUGAGUUGGACGACACGUCAGCAAUCCACGUAACAUUUACAACUUAAACUCAACUUAAACAAUACCAACAAAACCGGUCACAAUAUACAGGUUCCACGCUCUCGUCGCCGUCUCAUUGCUCACUUCGUCGAGCGUCGAGUCGAGGAAAAUAGUGUUCGAAGAAGGAGGUCUAGGUCCUUUGUUGAGGAUACUGGAGACAGGAUCUCUGCCAUUGAAGGAGAGAGCCGCAGCGGCAAUCGAGCCCAUACCUGCCGAUCCCGACACCGCGUGGGCCAUCUCGGCUUAUGGCGGCGCCUCCAUGCUUAUCGAAGCUUGCUGAUCGAGAUCCAUGGAGGUUCAGGAUCACGUCGCCGGAGCAAUUCGGAACGUUGCCGCCGUUGAGGACAUCAGGACGACACUGGCGGAGGAAGGAGCGGUUCCGGUACUCCUCCGCCUCCUAGUCUCCGGUUCUACAUCCGCCGCGGAAAAGGCGACGAGCUUCAUCGCUAUACUCUCCUCCUCCGGUGAGUUUUUCCUGGACUUGAUCGUCAAGGAGAGGGGAUUACAGACUUUGAUGCAUCUGGUUCAGGAUUCAUCGGAUUCCGAUACGAUCGAGCAAGCUCUGUUGGCUCUUAGUCAGUUAUCGAUCAUGGAUUCGGUUUCUAGGGUUUUAUCAUCUUCAACUGGAUUCAUCAUCCAAUUGGGGGAGUUCAUCAAACAUGGAAACACAAUCUCGCAACAGAUUUUCGCUUCUCUGCUCGCGAAUCUGACAAUCAGCGACGACAACAAACGAGCAAUCGUCGGUUGUUCAGGGUCGUUGAUACGGAUGAUAGAGUCACCGAAGCCGGCGGGACUGCAAGACGCCGCCGCCGCCGCGGUGUCAUUGCUGGCGAUCCGAUCGAAUCGGAAGGACCUGUUUCGGGACGAGAAAAGCGUGAUGCGAUUGGUGCAGAUGCUUGAUCCGAGGAGCGAGACCAUGGCCGAUAAAGAGCUCCCAGUGAUGGUGACCGCCGCAGCUCUGUCCGGCGGUGGUGGCCACAUGGCAAGGAAGAAGCUUAUCGCCGCCGGAGCCGAUCGGUAUUUGCAGAGGUUAUCAGAGAUGGAAGUUCCUGGCGCCAAGAAGGCCCUUCAGAGACUCACCGGAAAUCGAUUGAGGAGUAUCUUCAGCAGAGCUUGGAAGGAAUGAAGCGGAGAAAAAAAAUAUACUAACCAAACAUGUACGUCUUCCUCAGGGGUAUUUUAGUAAUUCGUAAUCCUAUUUUUCCUGUAUAAAACAGUUUUUCGAUCGGUUUUGUUGGUAUUGUUUAAGUUGAGUUUAAGUUGUAAAUCUUACGUGGAUUACUAACGUGUCGUCCAACUCAGCACAGAAUUAACGGAAAACAUGACAAUAAACGUUCGUUAGGUAUAAAAUUGGGAAUUGACAUCAAUUUUACGAGUUCGGGUACUAAUAUGUCACAAUAUAGUAGUUGAGGUACUGAUUUGACAGAAUUAUAAGUUGGGUACUUAUUUGGCACAUUUCGACGAGUUCGGGUACUUAUAUGGGAUUUUCCCUAACAACGACUAAUUUGUGUGAAGUGAACUACCCCUAUUAUUGUACAAUAAAUUUAUGUUCCAAGAAGGAAUGAAAUCCAUUUAAAAUGCACAUCUUAAAUAAUUAUAUCAUAUAAAGAGUAAAAUAUAUAACAAAAAAAAAAUAUAUCCCACCAAAUAUUAAGGGGCAAGUAAUUCCGAAAAUAGUUGUAAAAAUAAUUUAAAAUUCGAACAAAAAUCCACACCCGAAAAAUAAAAUAAUCAAAGCCAAGAAUACACAGUUCAAGAACAAAGACACACUUGGACGAGAAAUGACACGAGAGCCAACCAACUAGCUCAUGUUUCAUAUAUAUAUAUAUAUAUAUAUAUAUAUAUAUAUAUAUAGCAACCCUAAGGUUCACAUUUUUAUUAUUUUUCUGUGACCAUAAAUGAAAAUAUGAACAAAUAAAGUCCCCAGAUCUCAAAUACGUACGCAUCAAUUACCGAAAUGAUAAGAUUAAAGUCUUGCCGACAUAAGAUUGAUUUCGAUUAAAAUAAAAAAAAAUGUAACAAAAUAUGAAAAAUUAACACAAAUCUAAAUCGUUUUAAAUCGAUGUUUCUUCUGUAAUUUUUUUAAAAAAAAUCGCAAGUAAUUGCUCUUAAACCGGGAAAAAAAGGUGAAA
Tarenaya hassleriana is the source of this 2756-nucleotide messenger RNA. Its product is annotated as U-box domain-containing protein 10-like. The record is from RefSeq and is a predicted model, not a curated record. NCBI's taxonomy places the organism in Eukaryota, Viridiplantae, Streptophyta, Magnoliopsida, Brassicales, Cleomaceae. The transcript has a single exon. Gene Ontology annotation, molecular function: protein binding. Bases 914 to 1750 code for a protein of 278 amino acids.